Molecule: messenger RNA, 1356 nt
Organism: Rotaria sordida
Lineage: Eukaryota; Metazoa; Rotifera; Eurotatoria; Philodinida; Philodinidae
Source: the annotation of a GenBank genome assembly
AUGCACUGCUUAACACGAAUUUUUUCUUUUGCCUUUAUUUUUAUAACAACAACUUCUGCACAAAUAUUAUACAAAUGUAAUUUUGAUAAUGCUACUAUAAGCAAUACCUGCUUUUCUACACAAGGAAUCGAAGCAAUGCUCCUUAGUGAUGCAGCGGAAUCUGCUGGUAAUGAGCCACCUACUUCGCCUUUAUCUGACGUAACAUCGAGUCUUACACCAACAAGCAAUGGAGAAUUAUGCAUAUUACCAUACAAGAUCGAUAGUUAUAGUUGGGACAUGUUCUUUUGUAAUAGAGGUUACUGUCCGACAACAAGUAAUCAAAAUACUAAAUGCACACCAGGGAAAUUUGGUUUUUAUCAUUUCGUCGCUCCGAAAUUCAUGUCCUUCCCUUUGAAUAUCGGUUCGGGUGGUAUUAAUGGUACCAACCAGCAAUGUCUGACAUAUUAUUAUUAUUUACCAAAUAUAACUAGAAUGCAACAUAGUAUCAAUAUACGUAAAGAAGAAACAGGAAGUAGCAGUGAAAUAAUUGACAAUGUUAUAAGCAGUCCAUUCAAUGGAUGGAUAAAACGUCAAGUGAAUUUUACUAGUGCAGCACCUGGAUACAAAAUUCACUUUGAACUUGAGAAAAAACCUGGAUCUGUUGCAUUUCAAUCCAGAAUUGCAAUCGAUGAAAUAUCAAUUCAUCAAGGAAGUUGUUUUGAUGAACCUUUAACUCAAAGUACAGCAACUAUAUUAAUUACAUCAAUAGAAUCAAUGACAACUGAUGUUAAUAUUCUAACUAAUGUACCAGAAACAUCCAUUGAACAAACAACAAGUAUAGCCACAACAGAACCUUUGACAACAUUUCUUACAUCAGAAAUGCCAAGUACUAUUUUUACUACAACGACUUCUGCAUCAACAAUGAUUUCUUUGACCACGAUUGCGACUACAAGUACGACUACCAUGUCAAGUACCGUUACAACUUCAAAUACAAGUGGAACUAGUACGACAACUUCAAGUACUACGGCAAUUCCAAGUAUGACGACAACUACCAUGAAAAGCACGACAAUAACAAUAAGUGAAAUUUCAGCAACAACAACUACGAAAAUGUUUACGUCCACUACAACAUCAAUUGAUCUAACAACUGGAAAUGUUGAACCGACUUCAACAACUAGUGUUUCUUAUAUAACAACAACCACAGAUGAUGUUCAAAUUACAUCAUCUGUCAAACUUUAUGUUAUUAUUUUAGCUACUGUUAUUCCUAUUGGCACAGUUAUAGUGAUUAUUUUAACUAUCUGGCUUAAAUAUUUCGUUUGCAAUAAAAAAUCUAAGUCAAACAUUUUUGAAAUGAACCGAGUGAGACCAGCAUUCAUAUAA